This is a messenger RNA of Plasmodium fragile, 729 nucleotides long. RefSeq lists its product as uncharacterized. NCBI's taxonomy places the organism in Eukaryota, Apicomplexa, Aconoidasida, Haemosporida, Plasmodiidae. The transcript has a single exon. The coding region runs from base 1 to 729 and encodes 242 amino acids. The record is from RefSeq and is a predicted model, not a curated record.
AUGAGUGAUGUUCCCCAGGAGGAGGAAGAGUCCACGAAGGUUGCAGCCGCAGAAGGAGAAGUGACAGAAGAGGGUGGUAGUGACGCAGGGAAUGUCAACUCCGAAGGGUGGCACUCAGAGGAGCGCGCAGAGGAUGCCGCGCGGGAGGCGAAGAAAGUACGCAAGAGCUUGAGCAAGGCUGGUAAAGCGGCAAAGGGGGAAUCCCAAAAGAAGAAGGCCAAGAAGAAGGCGAAGAAAAAGGACAAAGAGGUGACAAAGAAGAAGGCAAAAAAGGCAGCAAAAAACGUAGCUGCGAAGGAGGCCAAAGCGAUGGGGAAACGGAAAAAAGGGGAAUCGAGUCCAAUGGACGACACUUCCUUAACUGAGUCUGAAGACGAACUCUACAACGAUGAUAACCUCUUCAUGCCCAAGGCGUUAAAAAAAAAGGCCCAUAAGAAGAGCAACAAAAAAAGCAAGACAAAUGACCAAAAGGGAAAACAAAUGACUAACCAAAUUAGCAAAACAAAUCACGAGAAGAGCAAGAAGAAGAAGAAAAAUAAAAUGAAAAGUAAAUUCUGUACAGCCGAGUGCCUACCCCUUGACCACUACGAGGAGGCACGCGAGAAGGAGCUGGCUUCCUACGCUACUAGCGGCUUUAAAAAGUACUUGGUGUUUUUAAAAAAUUACAAAACUACCGUCGGGGUGGAAGACACGGUGGUGAGCAAGAAACCAAGGCACAUGUAUGUCUAG